Klebsormidium nitens is the source of this 1096-nucleotide messenger RNA. NCBI's taxonomy places the organism in Eukaryota, Viridiplantae, Streptophyta, Klebsormidiophyceae, Klebsormidiales, Klebsormidiaceae. The record is from the annotation of a GenBank genome assembly.
AUUGGUUUCUGCCACUUGUUGCGGAGGCGCAAGACAGAGCGGUUCGCGGCCAACAGGAGGGCGCCAGAUCGCGAAGCGCCACCUCAGCUGCUACAGAUGGAGGCCGCCAGGACCACAAGGGAGGGAAAAGAUCCCCCGCAAACAGGGCGCCGGCAGCUGGAAGUCUGUGGGACUGUUUUGCAGCUCUGGUUCCAGCACCUCGUCUUCUAGGAAAAGAGAACCUUAUCCGAGCAGAGCGUUUCCAUUCAGAAAGCAUUCGCAAACGCACAGAACUUUCAUUGCGCUGUAACUGCUGCACACUGUAAUCAACGCAUUUCGCGGCUCAUCAAACAGACGCUUGAAUUGCAAUGGCUUCCUCAAUGAUCGCCACGCAAUUGGCCGCCACGAGCCUGUCCUCUGUGGCUGCUGUGUCCAGCUCCACGAGUGCCUUCAACAGGACGUCUGUUGUGGCCCCCGUCAGGAGGAGCACAGUGAUCAGGGCAAACCGCGAUGACGCCAAGGCCGGCUUCAUCAAGAAGCAGGCAGAGAAGUUCAACCAGAGUGUGGAGGACUUCUCUCUGAAGAAGGCCCCCAAGCACAUGGCAGAGAAUGAGCCCUCAGGCAACAACUUCACGGGCAGGCAGAACCACCCUGAGGAGGAGGAGGGCGAGUCCAGGGGAGCGCAGAUGUUCAAUGCCAGGAGAAAUGUCGUCACUGAGGUCGGUGGACAGAUGAACAAGGCUGCUCAGGAUGCCAGCGCCAAGGUGCAGAAGGCUGGCCAGGGUAUUGCGGACGCUGCUGAGAACCUGAAGGACAAGGUGACUGGAAAGGACAAGUAGAUGUUUCGAUCACUGAUUCGAGUUGGGAGUAGAUUGAACGACCACGGAUUUGACUUUGUGUGUGUGUAGAAAGACGCUGCAAGCUGCAACGUUGUUAGCAUACUCCGGUCGUUUGUACCUUACCAGUGUUGAGAGAACCAUUUUUCCCAGUGUACAUUACUGAACAAACGACAUUGUAAAGAGACUGGCAACCUGUGAUUUUGAUUGGAAGGGGAAAGCUGAGAAAAUCGGCUUACUGCAAGCUUGGGUUGAAGGUGAAUGUUAUCUGUACAUCAUCA